AAUUGCGAGCUUGAUUCUCAAUUUUUAUUUAUAGAAAAUUUCAAAUUCUAGAACCUUUUCAAUCUAACUAAAUUUGUUUGCAUGAACUUUUCAUAAUUCACAUCUUAAGAAAUUUAGCGUUGAACGAUCUCCAAAGACUUUUAGUGUUUCUCAUGUCUAAUGAUCAGGCAAACGAAAUUCAGCCACCAUGUCGGUCAUCGACAGAACCGACACCGGCUGAGUUUACGGGAAAAAAUGGGGCACCAAUACACGAAUCCCUUGCAAUGAUAAUGUGGCUUGGAACUCUUCAUUUCGUAAUUUUUCUCAUUGUGGCUUCCUUCAUAUUUCUUCCUUUAUUCAAGUUCUUCAUGGUAUUGGGAAUCCUGGUGGUGCUUAUAAUCAUCCCAAUUAACGAGAACAACAAAUGGGGCUUAGCUUUAGCCAGGUACAUAUAUAAGCAUGUGGCUGGUUAUUUUCCUAUCACGGUAUAUGUUGAGGAUAUCAAAGCUUUCAAUCCUAAUCAAGCUUAUGUUUUUGGGUACGAGCCACAUUCAGUUUGGCCACUAGGAGCUGGGAUACUAUUGGAUCUUGCGCGCUAUAUACCUCUUACAAAGAUCAAGAUUCUUGCAAGUAGCGCAGUGUUCUACACCCCUAUCUUGAGGCAUUACUGGACGUGGUUGGGAGUGUCGUCGGUAAACAAGACAAACUUUUCAUCGCUUUUGAAAGCCGGGUAUAGCUGCAUUGUGAUACCAGGUGGUGUACAAGAAGCAUUUCAUAUGAAGCAUGAUUCUGAGGUUGCAUUUGUAAAGGCGAGGAAAGGAUUCAUACGGCUUGCAAUGGAGACAGGUUCACCUGUGGUUCCUGUUUUCGCCUUUGGCCAGUCCUACGUUUACAACUGGUGGAAGCCACGAGGGAAGUUCUUCUUGAAACUCUCCCGAGUUAUGAAGUUUACGCCUAUCAUCUACUGGGGUAUCUUCUGGUCUUUCAUACCAUUUCGUCGACCAAUUCUUAUAGUGGUUGGUAAACCAAUACAUUUCAAGAUGAACUCUACACCCACUAUGGAAGAGGUUUCAAAAAUACAUAGUGAGUUUGUAGAAGCACUUCAAAAUCUAUUCGAUAGACAUAAAACACGAGCCGGAUAUCCUGAGCUUGAACUACAAAUUAUGUGAUUAUUAAGCAUCAUGAAGGCCCUAAUGUGGAUAAGAAAUAUAUGGAAGAUGCAGAAAUUGCAUUAAGCAUUGACAUAUAUUGAUAGGAACCAAUUUGAGAUGGUUAAUCUCAUUCAAGCGAAAAGUAAAUAAACGAAACAAAUGAAACUAAAUUAUAGACUUGCUGCAAAUUUUUUCUUCUCUUCCUAUAACAAAAUGACA
Molecule: messenger RNA, 1349 nt
Organism: Erigeron canadensis
Lineage: Eukaryota; Viridiplantae; Streptophyta; Magnoliopsida; Asterales; Asteraceae
Product: diacylglycerol O-acyltransferase 2D-like
Exons: 9
Coding region: 153-1148 (331 amino acids)
Biological process (GO): triglyceride biosynthetic process
Cellular component (GO): endoplasmic reticulum membrane
Molecular function (GO): diacylglycerol O-acyltransferase activity
Source: RefSeq, a predicted model, not a curated record